This is a messenger RNA of Capsaspora owczarzaki ATCC 30864, 1963 nucleotides long. RefSeq lists its product as hypothetical. The record is from RefSeq and is a predicted model, not a curated record. The transcript has a single exon. The coding region runs from base 156 to 1892 and encodes 578 amino acids. NCBI's taxonomy places the organism in Eukaryota, Filasterea, Ministeriida, Capsasporidae. Gene Ontology annotation, molecular function: zinc ion binding.
UCUUUUUUUUUUCUUGUCUCUUCGUUGCGAAUUUUAGUGUAGGCCUUGUGGCUUCCCAAACUUGAACGAAAACCCGUUUGCUGCGCUGCAAACCAACUGAAAGAAAACGCUCCGCUCGUUUUCGUGAUUGUCAUCAAAAGUCACUUUAGGACAACAUGCCGCGCCAUCAACCCCUUCGAGCACCCGCGUCGCUCCCCCUGUUUGCCUUCAGCAGUGCAGCUGCCACAUCAUUGCCGACAACGGCAGGCGGCGUCGAGCAACGUGGCGGCGAACAGCUGGACCCGUUUACGUCGCACGUGUCAGUCGCUGCGAACCAGCUGCGAACACCGAUCAGCGGCAGCCCGCACCCCCAGCCAUCCUCGCCAAUGCCCUCCUUCCUUGAUUGUCAACAACAACGACAACAACAACAUCCUCAAUGCGAGAUGCAGCCUCUGACGGGGCGAUCUGCCGUGGAAACGGGCGCUGUGGCCGUUGGGGCGAUGGGUGCUCAGAAGUGGCCAGCGGAAACCGCAGAUUGCCAAACGCGGCGGCACGUUGUUGUCGCACCUCCCACCUGCACCUCCAACAAUCAACGCACCGCCGACCCGUCCCGUGUGCUGUACCUGCCGCCUUGGUCUGACGAUGUGGCGAUCGACAUGUCGGGAAGCAUGGCGCCAGCAGUCUCAGGCAAGCGAGGCAAUGCGCCCGAUGCGUGGGAAGGCGACUUACUGUUGGGAAGUGCCGCAAAUCUCAAGGCAUUACACGUGAACGCUACCAACGCAGCGGCGGCCAACGAGAAGAACGCCGCAAUUGCAGGAGCAUCAGCCAUGGCCGCUGCCACACUUCGCGACAGGCUGAAUGAGGGGGCGGCGCCACCCACUACCACCAAGAAGCGGGUUCAGAUCCAAAUCACCUCCUUCAACAACCCUGCCGCCGCCACCGCCGCGAAUUCGGACGAUCGCGCGCCUGUGGGAGGUUUGCUCAAGUCAAGCUGGUCCCUGCCAUCCCUGACAAACAUUGCCAUGUCGCUCAUUCCGUCGGGCUACCAGCAGCUGGCUGCAAGGCGUGACGGGGAGAGCGUCGCACUACUUCUGGACGAUGGUGCCGCUGAAUCCAGAGCCCCGCAGAUGCUGCAAGUGGCCCCUCAACCGCUGUUUCACGUGUCGGACGACGAGGACGAUGGCGAUGAUGUGACGCAAGGUCGCCCCUUGGCAUUCUCGACAAUUGAGCCGUUCAUUGCUUCAGAAUUGGCGAUCGCCACCACGGCUGCUGCUGCUGCUGCGGCUGCCAGCGCCAACAACCAGCUCUUGCAGCGCCAAAUUAGUCAAAACGCAGCGGGCAGGCUCGAAGGCCCGAUUCACUUCUCGCGCCAGUUCAGCACGACCUCGCAAAGCCAAGGCGACUGCGUGGUUAUCGAAGUCGAGGUGCAAAGUCACAGCGUGCCGAAGCCCCUCGCGGCGCCAGCAAGCACAUCGUCAAUCGCCAGCAGCAACGCCUUGACCUGCCGGUACUGCAAGAUGACCGAAGAGGAAGCCGAGGAAAAGCUCAUCACGCCCUGCGCUUGCAAGGGCAGCAUGGGCGCCGUCCAUCGCGCAUGCCUCCAUGCGUGGGUGCUGUCCCCGUACUCGAAAGGCCGCCGCGACAGCUGUGAGGUGUGCAAAACUGUCUACAGCGCUGAUGUCGUUGCGACAUGGCAAAACGACGAGCGCUUGCACGACUUGGAACGACGCGAGGCGGACCUUGACCUGGAGCGUGCCCGCCGUCGGUCGCGCUUGUGCACGCGGAUUGUUGUUGCGUCCUCCCAGAGCGUGCUCUGUUCCGACACGGUCAUGCGCGUCAUUGUUGUCGCCGCCGUGCUUUUGGUGGUGAUUGCCGCCAUUGCGUCGGCGUUGAUCAUCGUGUCUGCCUUUUGAAAAAGUGGCGGCAGCUGUUUAGUGAAUUUUUUGAGAAAUUAGCAUGUACAAUACUAGGAAUUUUAGGCACA